This is a messenger RNA of Asparagus officinalis (garden asparagus), 2575 nucleotides long. RefSeq lists its product as uncharacterized. The record is from RefSeq and is a predicted model, not a curated record. The coding region runs from base 943 to 1533 and encodes 196 amino acids. The transcript has 4 exons. Lineage: Eukaryota; Viridiplantae; Streptophyta; Magnoliopsida; Asparagales; Asparagaceae.
GUGGAGCUUGAACCCGCCGGCGAAGGGGAAGAGGCCGGAGCUUGAGUGAGAGCUCUUGAUUUGCCGGCGAGGGGAAGAUCUGCCGACAAGGGGAAGUUCAGCCGGCGGAGUUUGAGAGAGAGAGAGAGUGACAGGGAGAUUAGGAGAGUGGAGGCAGAAAAAUAAAACAAGGCCAAACCUAGAUUCCAUGACUUCAUCAACUUAAGUAUUUAUAUGGGGUAAUAGUUGUAAAUAAAAUUUUUGAUAGGACUAAAAUGCAAUAAGUUUAAUUUAUAGGACUAAAAUGUAAAAAGUUAUCAAAUAGUUAAUAAUCCACCGAAUCGAUCGGACCUUUGGUUAAAUUUUAUUCAUUUAUAAACCGAAUACUAAAAAAAUAUUUGUUUAGUAUUAAAUGAACGAUCGAAUUGAACUUGACGGAGUAUCUCGACGAAUAAUAACCGAACUAUUUAUUAAUUAUUCGGUUCUGAUAGAAUAACAAUGUUAACAAGAAAGAUCUAACGAGGACCUUCCUUCCUCUUUUAGCCACCAUUGUUAACAAGCUCAGAGUUGAGCAGGAAAAGAAAGGGAUGAGGAGGUAGUGUGAGGGGAGGAGAGUGUAGUGGGGUAUACUUAAAAAUUCUAGGUGAGAGAGCUUUAGAUGGAUGACUUUGUGUUAGGGGUGGAAGUGAACCAAAUAAUUAAUAAAUAGUUCGGUUAUUAUUCGUCGAGAUAAUUCGUCAAGUUCGAUUCGAUCGUUCAUUUAAUACUAAACAAAUAUAUUUUUUAGUAUUCGGUUUAUAAAUGAAUAAAAUUUAACCAAAGGUACGAUCGAUUCGGUGGAUUAUUAACUAUUUGAUAACUUUUUAUAUUUUAGUCCUAUCAAUUAAACUUAUUGUAUUUUAGUCCUAUCAAAAUUUUUAUUUACAACUAUUACCCCAUAUAAAUACUUAAGUUGAUGAAGUCAUGGAAUCUAGGCUUGGCCUUGUUUUAUUUUUCCGCCUCCACUCUCCUAAUCUCAUUGUCACUCUCUCUCUCUCAAACUCCGCCGGCCGAAGUUCCCCUUGUCGGCAGAUCUUCCCCUCACCGGGAGAUCAAGAGCUCUCACUCAAGCUCCGGCCUCUUCCCCUUCGUCGGCGGAUUCAAACUUCACUCUCUUCCCUCUCGCCGACCGAUCCUUCACACUCUCGCAGUCUCCCUCGGCCUGCUAAUUUACCCCUUGCCUCGAGUUUCGACGGUCUCGGUCUCUUCCCUCUCGAUCCUUCCUCAAAUCUUGACUCUUCAUCUCUGAAUCGGGUCUUCAUCAGCACUUCAGUCAUCUCGGCUUCACCAUCGGGGUCUCCAUCAGUCGCUACCUCCCCAAACCCAACGAAACCCCACCGGCUCCACCUCUACCUCCCCAACCUGCGACCCCUUCAUCAAAAUGACAUGCUAUCAGUCAUAUACCUAUGGAUAGAAUGCCACUGCAAUCGCCAUUCAGUGAACAACUCCUGCCAUCUUUUGCCGUUGUGGAGAAAAACCUACCUACCAAUGCCAAUGGUCAAAUGGAUACCAUAAAAGAUCAAUGAUUUGCGACGGUGCAUAAUCACCAAGUGCCAUGCAUGGGGGGUUAUUCGACUCAGGAUCCCAAUGUCAAUGCUCAAAUGGAUACCAUAAAAGAUCAAUGAUUUGCGACGGUGCAUAAUCACCAAGUGCCAUGCAUGGGGGUUAUUCGACUCAGGAUCCCUAUGUAUACCCCAGGAGACUUGAUUCAUCCUCCUUCUUGGUUUCUCAAACAUCAUAAAGCUUAUUUAGGAGCAAUGGUGGAGAGCAUAAUCAGAACAGAGAGGACGGGUUUCCCAUGGAAGAAGAUAUUAAUUUGAGGAACGAAGAAAAUACUCCCAAUCAUAUGUUUAUGAGCUCAAUCCUAUCAGAAUCAAGUGCCUGAGAUUAUCCCUUUUUCAUCUCUCUCUCUCUCUAAAAAUGUUACGCUAAACAAAGGAAAUCUCUUGUGUGAGUGCAGGGAACAACUUUCACCUAAGUAAUGCCAGUGCCCUAGUGAACUCUAGGAGGGUCGUAUGCAUUCCAAGUUCAAAUUUCAACAGCUCGUCCCUCGAAAAUGUUGCCCAAGGCUCUCAAGCAUCACAAGGUACGCGUCACAUAUCUGCUGAUGAAAGUGCUCGAACUCAUAUGUAUAUGAGCACAAUGCCAUCACAAUCAGGUACUUGCUAAGACGUCGCAUAAAACUAAGGAAAGUUUUUAUACGAGUGCAGGGCACAGCUUGCACCCUACCAAUUCCAGUGCCCAAGUUAACCGAAACCAAGAUCAAUCUGUAGAGGCUCAUCAAACUCGAGUUCGUAAUGGAACCGAUCAAAGUUCAGAAUCAGCUCCAGUUUGUGAUGUAUCUGAUUCAAGUUCGAAUAAUUCUAAUGGCUCGUUCGCGUAUGAAGUUUUCCCCGUGUACGAAAAGUUGGAAUAACAAAGAAAACCCCCCCAGAUGUAGAGAUUUCGCAGGAGAGCUCAUCUUCAUUGAGGAUGGAUUUUGCAGAGUUUGAUUCUUUUGUGUGCUAAUUAGUACUGUAUUUUACAUUAUGAUCUUUUCUUUUUCUUUUCUUUUUUA